Messenger RNA from Achroia grisella, 546 nucleotides. RefSeq lists its product as uncharacterized. The record is from RefSeq and is a predicted model, not a curated record. Bases 166 to 519 code for a protein of 117 amino acids. Lineage: Eukaryota; Metazoa; Arthropoda; Insecta; Lepidoptera; Pyralidae. The transcript has 4 exons.
CCAAAAGUCAAAACAUUAGAUCAAAAAUAUUUAGUAUUUUUAGAUACUUUAAAUAAUACUUGAAAAUAAGUAACACGAAACAGAAAUGUAUUUUUCCUAAGUUGUAAUAGAUACUAAGUUAAAAAUUGCAUAUUUUGUAUAUUUUUCCCUUAAAUAUGAGUUAAUAUGACUGAAGUAGAGGAAAUAAAAGGAGACACUGACAUAUUCCACAAUGUUACACAUUACAAACAACGGUACAAUUGGGACUGUGGAGUCACAUGCGUCCUCAUGUUGCUUGAUCCACAGCAACAGGAAUAUAUGCUACAGAAUUUCAAUGACAUCUGUCACGAGGAAGGUUUCGGUCAGUGCACAUGGACUAUAGAUUUGUGCUACUUACUAAAAAGAUUUGAAAUACCUCACGUUAUGUACACGAGUACGAUUGGUGUCAACGAGGCAUAUCAAACAUAUGAAUAUUACGAUAAAAUUAUCAAAAUGUUUCUGGCGGGUGGUACGGUGGUGAAACUCAGCAGUUGGUAUUAAUCCGAACAAUUCCUCAGAACACUCCCC